Molecule: messenger RNA, 414 nt
Organism: Miscanthus lutarioriparius
Lineage: Eukaryota; Viridiplantae; Streptophyta; Magnoliopsida; Poales; Poaceae
Source: the annotation of a GenBank genome assembly
AUGAACCGCGGCAUCUUCCACGCCUUCGAGCACCUCAUGCAGACCGACGAGGUCCCGUACCAAGAGGCGCCAGCCGUCGCCCCGCCAGCGUGGAGGUCUCCGCACGCACCCGACGAGGCGGCCACGGCCGUCGCGCGCACCGCGGAGGCUCUCAGCGUGGCCCCCGUCCACCCCAUGCCGCACGACUCCGUGCUUGCGGUCGGGGCCGCGUUUGCGUUGGCGAACACAGGGGCCGUCCGGGGGCAUGACGCUGGUCAACGCCGUCGCGUCCCUGCCGGCGUUCCCGUGCUGGGGAGGCUGGUGCUGCGGGUGCUAGCGCUGUUCCGCGUCCUGGUGCGGCUUUGCUGCGCCCGGGGGUUGCUGUGGGUUGCCGUGUGCGGUAGCCAUGGCGGUGGCAACCGGCAGGAAUGGUGA